UAUUAUAAUUUAAAGUAAUUUUCAUUGUAAAAGUUUUUUAAUAUACCAGUAAUGAGAAAUAUGUGUAGUCGUUUAUAAGCGCUAAUAAAGGUAAUGAUGGAAGAACCCAGUAGCUUAAUGUUGCAAAUAUCAAAUGCAUUUAAAAAAUUAGAUAAAAAUAAAAUAGUGAUAAAUAAUUUCAGCAUGACUGUUCCUAGUGGAUGCAUCUAUGGUCUUUUAGGACCUAGUGGUUGUGGAAAAACAACAUUGUUGAAUUCCAUAUUGGGAGUUCAACAUUUGGAUUCCGGUACAAUUAACUUACAAGUGGAAUCACUUUCAGAUAUUGGUUAUAUGCCACAGGACAUAUGCCUUGAUCAAUACAUUACCGUGAAUGAAACCUUAACAUAUUUCGGCAUACUUUACAAAAUAGAUAAUGAUACUAUUAAAAGUAGAACACAAGAUUUAAAAAAAAUUUUGGAAAUAGACUUUUUAAACUCAUUCAUUAAAGAUUUGAGCGGAGGACAACGUAGAAGAGUUUCACUAGCAGUUUGUUUACUUCAUGACCCUAAAUUAAUAAUAUUAGAUGAGCCUACUGUAGGCCUUGAUUUAGUAAUAAGUGUAAAUAUUUGGAAUCAUUUUGUGAAUCUCGCAAAAAAUAACGGUAAAACUAUUAUAAUCACGACUCAUUAUAUUCAAGAAGCUUCUCAAGCGGACAAGAUUGGUUUUAUGCGAAAUGGAAGACUAUUAAAAGAGUGUUCACCUAAAAGUUUAUUAGACCAAUAUGAUACUGAUUCGCUAGAAAUCGCUUUUAUAAAACUUUGUGAAGAACAACCCAUUAAUGAAAAUGAAAAUAAUAGCUUACCGAGAUAUACAAAUCGAAACAAAACCUUGCUGGAAAAAAAUCAUUCCAAUUUCUCUUGGUACAAAAUUAACGCAUUAAUAAAAAAGAAUUGGUUUAUAUUUUCAAGAGAUAUUAUUUCUAUGAUGUUUGUACUUGUAUUGCCAUUUAUUCUGAUGUUCAAUUUUAAUUUAACGACCGGGACAUCUUUUAAGGAUAUAAACGUAGCGAUUUUAAAUGAUGAAGUAAAUACAUCAAUUUGUACCAAUACUCGUUUAAAUAGUUGUUUAGUAGAAAACGAUUUUAAUGGAACAUUAAGUUGUGAUAUGAUAAGUUAUUUAAGAUCUCUUGAUUAUAUUAUUUUAUAUAUAAAAAACAACGACGACGGAAUUAAAGCUGUAAAUAAAGGGCGUGCAGUAGCAUUUAUACAUUUUCAUUAUAACUACUCAAAAGAGUUACUUAGAUUUGUAAAUUAUGACGAUAAUUAUUCACAAGAAUCGACUGGGAUUGCUUAUUUAGAUAAUGGAAAUUUUCUGAUCAAACAACAAAUGAUAUAUGAUAUAUAUAAUGGAAUGCAAUCCAUAUUGGAUAAUGCUGUAAGUCAAUGUACUUAUAAUAAAAAAAGAAUACAACAUCCAUUGAAAAUCAGUAGGUUACAUGAAGAUAAAGUCCAGACAUUAAGAAAUGAAUUAAUAGCUAAAAUUAUUGUCUCGACUGUGAUUUACUUCUCGAGCAUAUACUCUGCAAGUUCUUUGUUAAUGGUUAAACUGGAAGGUAUAUUAAUUCGAUCAAUUGUAGCAGGUGUUACAAUAAAAGAUGUAUUGUUAUCAUUAUUAAUAAAUAAUACAAUUGUAAGCUUCAUUCAAAUUACCAUUAUGAUGUUAAUAUCUUACAUUUGUUUUGAUAACCCGUUUGCUAUUUCAAGAAAUCUUUAUUUAAUGAUUAUCUCUUUAAUAGUUUCAUCUUUGAUAGGAUUUUUUUUUGGUAUACUUACUGCUGGAAUAUCCAAAAAUAGUACCGAAGUAAUGUUUUUGACGUUUGGCUUUUGCUUGGUUCAAACGUUUACUGGAGGUAUAGUAUGGCCAUUAGAAGCACAGAACUCUGUAUUAAAAGUUAUGAGUGAAAAUCUACCAAUAACAGUCUGUGGAAAAUUGAUAAAUAAUGUUCUGGUAAAAUCUUGGUCCAUUAUGCAUCCAUUAAUAUUAAUAGAUUUGAUUAAAUCUAUUUUUAUUUUGUUAUUGCACAUAAUAGCCGUAGUAUAUUUAAAAUUUAUUAUAAGAGAUCCAUGGAAUAUUCAAAAAUAAAAUUUUUAAAAUAAAUUAUUAAAUUAUAUUAGAGUAUAUUUUAAACUCUUAAAUUAAUUUGAGUUAAUUAAGAAGUUAGUGCAAAUUUUAAUAUUUUAAUAUAAUUUACGAGUUAAAUAGUCAUAGAAUUAAUGAACGUGUCAUUUGUUUACUUUCUCAUUCUAGCAGAUAAGAAAAUAUUGUUUAAAAAACAAUAAAGAGAGCACCUUAUUAUGUUCGAUAUUAUUUUAUAAAUCACUUUUAUCAUAUUAUUUUAUUUAUUUACUGAUGAACUUAAUGAUAAUAUAACAUGUUAAUUGUGUGACACGAAGAAUAAGAUUAAACAAAAAUAAAGAUGCUGGUAUGAUAAAUUUGUAAAUAAAAAACGGUAGCACAGUGGGGUCGAGGCACAGUAUAGACGUGGCAUAGAUGAGAUAAGUAUAGAUGAUAUCUGACAGUGAUUAAAAUCACUAUCAUAAGAAACGCUUCGAUGCAAAUCUGUAGAUAGUGUUUCCUUUAGAGAAAUUGGUGAAAUAUUUUAAAAGCAACAUGAACUCUUAUUUCUUUAAUUAUAUCCUGAUUAGUAGUUCUUUGAUUUUAAAAUAUAAUAUAUGAAUAAAUACUAAUUAUAGUUUUUAAAUUUAGUAUGAAAUUGUGAGGCCAGCUAUGAUGUAUGGUUCAUAGUGUUGGGCGGUUGAUAAGAAAGUAGAGCAGAGAAUAAGUGUAGCAGAGAUGAGAAUGCUUAGUUGGAUGAGUGGAGUGACUAGAGAAGAUAGGAUAAGGAACGAGCAUAUAAGAGGAAGUAUAGGUGUUGCGUCAAUCGUGGAUAAGAUGACAGAAAAUAGACUUAGAUUGUUUAGUCAUGGUAUGAGGAAAGAAGAAUCGAAAGCUGUAAGAACAGUUAUAGAAAUGAAUGUUGAAGGAAGAAGAGAUAGAGGAAGACCAAAAAAGAGAUGGAGGGAUGCUAUUGAAUGCGAUUUGAGGACAGCUGAUGUGAGCGUAGAAGAUGUGGGAGAUCGUGUCAAGUGGAAGCUUAGGAUAAGGGUGGCCGACCCCAAGUAGUUGGGAUUAAGGCAAAGAAAAAGAAAAAUAUUACCAGAUAUUCCGGUGGCAAUUGACAUAAUAUGAUUGUUAUUUCGGAAUGUACAAUUUAGCGUUUAGUUGGGUUUAAAUAAUAUAGCGUCAAAUCAAUUACCUACUCUAUCGGUUGUAUCUCAAUAUACACUACACUUUAAUGAUACAAUAAAUAAAUAAACUCACACAUACACACAUAUGCAUUUAUAACAUUGUGUCUAAUGUAAGUAUAACAUGAUAAAAAGUAACCGUAAAAUGAAAAAAAUGGAAUAUAAAUUUUAUUACUCAUAUUAAAUGUAAUGUAACUCGAAAAAUAUUUGUU
Messenger RNA from Daktulosphaira vitifoliae (grape phylloxera), 3496 nucleotides. Its product is annotated as ABC transporter G family member 23-like. The record is from RefSeq and is a predicted model, not a curated record. Gene Ontology annotation, molecular function: ATP hydrolysis activity; ABC-type transporter activity; ATP binding. The transcript has 15 exons. Lineage: Eukaryota; Metazoa; Arthropoda; Insecta; Hemiptera; Phylloxeridae. Gene Ontology annotation, cellular component: membrane. Bases 94 to 2121 code for a protein of 675 amino acids.